Messenger RNA from Pararge aegeria (speckled wood butterfly), 4730 nucleotides. RefSeq names its product WD repeat-containing protein 19 (gene Oseg6). The record is from RefSeq and is a predicted model, not a curated record. Gene Ontology annotation, biological process: cilium assembly; intraciliary retrograde transport. Gene Ontology annotation, cellular component: intraciliary transport particle A; cilium. The transcript has 21 exons. Gene Ontology annotation, molecular function: protein binding. Lineage: Eukaryota; Metazoa; Arthropoda; Insecta; Lepidoptera; Nymphalidae. The coding region runs from base 454 to 4536 and encodes 1360 amino acids.
UAUCAAUCAAAUCCAAUCAAAUCAUAUACGUUAUUUUACAACAUAUACAAAGUAAUAAAAAAACACAAUCUAUCUUUUAAACCUAAGAAAAUGAAGUUAAUAAUAAGCUAACAGCGCCAAUAUUGUCAAAAUCAAACUUUUAACUAUGGAGAUAAUAUUUACAGCCGUCAGUAAAGCGUACAGCGUAAUGAAAUGAAGUUCAGUGCCCCAGACCAUCACAGAACACAGCCCAGUAAAUAAAUGCCAUAAUCCGAUGUUGCCUAGCAACAUAAUGUAUACAACAAAUACAAAUAGAUGGACAGGGUCACCAAGCGCAAUUUGAUUUUUAAACAAUUGUAAAUAACAAAUACUGAUUAAAUAAAAGUUCAUACUUACCAUAUAUGAGAGUAGUAUGGUCAAUGUUGAAUACAGAAUGAAUUCAGUGAUAAUGAAAAUAUAAAUAAAUACAAAAAUAUGACUCCCAAAUUAUUAUACACAAUAGAGCAGCCCCAUGGCUUGGGCGAGCUAUACUUCCUUUGGCAAAAAGGUGAAUCCCACACACUGCUGGCUACAACAGGUACAGAUGCUACAGUAGCCAUCCAUGAUCGUGGUGGGCAAUUGCUAGAAAGAAUGAAGCUACCAGGACUCUGUUCAGGCAUGGAAUGGGACAACGAUGGAGAUUACUUGGCAAUAAUAACUCCAAAUAGUAAUACAGUGCUUCUAUGGGAAUGCCAUGCUAACAAACGUUUGAACAUAGAAACUGGCCUCCGUGAACCGCCAUCUUGUUUAGCCUGGUCAUAUGGGGAGCCUUUAUUGGCUAUUGGGACACAGAAAGGGAACUUGGCACUAUAUAAUCAUCAUACUACAAAACGGAUACCCAUAAUUGGCAAGCACACAAAGAAGAUCACUUGCGCUGCGUGGAACAGAGACAGCAUAUUGGUACUAGCAUCUGAUGAUAAGAAUCUAUCCAUCAAUAAUUCUGACGGCGAUACCCUGAGGAUGAUCUCGCUGCGAGACGUCCCCAAUGAUCUACAGUUCUCCGAGAUGAAAACUGAUGAAAGGGUUGCCGGAGAAAAUACGGUAAGCCUAGUCGUCGCUAAACGGACUUUAUACCUAUACAAUCUCCUGAACCCGGAGAAUCCGAUAGAGCUGGCGUUUCAGCAGCGUUACGGCAGUAUAGUCUCGUACAAAUGGUACGGGGACGGGUACAUUCUCAUUGGCUUCAGCGCCGGGUACAUCAUAUCAAUAUCUACCCAUAUAAAGGAGGUGGGCGAGGAACUUUUCCAAGUUAAAAACCAUAAGGACAGUUUGACUGAGGUCGCUGUUUACAAUGGACAAGCGGCCUCGUGUGGGGAUGGACAAUUGAAGCUAAUAUCGGUGUGGAACAGCGGCGAGGUGUCGGGCUCGGUGCUGCCGGUGGGCGGGGCGGAGCGUUGCGGCUGGAGUGCGGACGGGCGGCUGCUGGCCACGUCGGGGCGGGGCUACCUCAGCGUGUACGUCACCAGCUUGCCGCCGCUGUACGCCGCGCACGGGACUCGCCUCGUCACCCUGACCAGCCUCACCGAGCUCACCGUGCACCAGUGCAUCGCCGUGGGCGACGAGCCGGAGCCCCUCAAUAAGUCGGAACCAACGGCGUUAGCAACGUACAACUUGCCAACGGAGCCCAGCGUCAUAGGUCUCGGAGCGUCCCACGUGUGCGUUGUCAGCGGGCAGAUAGGCUCCUUCUACCCCCUGGGGGGCGGGCCCGCGUUGCGGCGUCACUACCCGGCGGCAGUGGACACGUUGCGAGUGUCCGGGCAAUACGCCGCCGUGACGUACCAGGGGAGGGCUAUGUUGCAUUCGAUCGAAAAGCCAGAUACAAACGAACCAGAACGUGAGGCAAUGUUGUUCCCGGAGCCUCACAUGCAAGGAGCUAAAAUAGUUGACAUUCAUCUCACCAGUGACUUCUUUAUAUUCGUCACAGAACAAGGGCACAUAGAAUACUUCGGUCUGGAGGAAUGGCGGACGUGCUCCCGCUACCGCCACGCGUGCGGCGCAGUAGCGUUGCACUGCGACAUCAGCGGCGCGCGCGCAUUGCUGCUCGACGAGCGACGCCGCGCACACGUGUACUGCGCGCCCGCCGCAGAAAUAUGCACCAUAUCAGAUCAGCUUACUGUCAAAAGUGCAAUAUGGGACAUAUGUCUGUCGGACCGCAACGUGUUCGCGGUGUACACGGGCGACGCGGUCAGGACGUACUACUACUCGCCGGCGUCCAUCGCGGGCACGCACGUGGACUUCGUAGCUAGUACUAGCGUGUUGCCGGACCAGAUCCCGCUCAUACUUUUCUCUGGAGAUGUGCAUUACUAUGCUAGUGGCGGCAGUGUAGUGAAGAUAGCUCUCGACUCGCACAGCACUAGUGGCCUGGCGGACGCGGACACAGAGAAGCGUCUCGCGAAUCAACGGAAGCAUAUCGAGAAACUACUGCUUCUGCGGCGCUUCUCCGAAGCGUGGCUGUUCUGCGACGCGGUGGACGAGCCCGACAUGUGGAGGAAACUCGGCGAAGCGGCGAUCACUGAACUCAAUGUGGAAUUUGCAAUUCGAGUUUAUACCCGAUUGAGCGACGUCGCCAUGGUAUGGGCUCUUGAAGACGCCUCGAAUAUAGAAGAGUUGUCAAUUUUGAGCGGUAUGCUCUGCGCUUGUCUGGACAAGGGCGACGCAGCGGCGCGCUGGCUAGAGAGCGGCAACAGCACGUACGCGUUGGACUUGCACGCCGCGCGGGGCGAUUGGGCGCGGGCGGCAGACAUCGCCGCCGUGUCCUGUCCGAGCAAAGCCCCCGCCAUCACCCUGCACCAGGCAACACACAUGGAACUAACAGCUGACUAUCACGAGGCACUGGCGAACUAUGAAAGAAGUAUGAUAACCGAAAACACCAACGACGUCAAGGUCAAAGAACACAACGCUAAAUGCGAGGCCGGUAUCGCCCGGAUGUCAAUACGGUGCGGUGACGUCAUGCGAGGGGUCACGACGGCCAUGAAAUACUCCCACGACAUAAACCUCCUAAAAGAUUGUGCGCAAUUGCUCGAAGAAGAAAAACAGUACAGUCACGCAGCGGCGUUGUACGAUCACGCAGGGAACACAGAAAAAGCCGCCUCUUUAUACAUUAAACUUAAGUCGUGGCUGAAAGUUGAGUCUCUUAUCCCGAAAAUAAGCUCACCAAGCAUCCAUCUCCAAUACGCCAAAGCUAAAGAAGCCGAAGGCAGAUACACUGAUGCGCUCAAAUCAUAUCUGAAGGCUCAGGACUUCGAAUCAGCUAUAAGACUUAAUUUAGACAAGUUAGACGAUAUAGACGAAGCUGUUAACUUAGUGCAAGAAACCAAAUCCGUCCAAGGGGCGAAAAUGGUCGCGAACUAUUUCCAAAACAGUGACGAUCCCACUUCUGCGAUAAAAUUCUUGGUCAUGUCUCUAUGUUAUGACGAGGCGUUUCAGCUUGCGAGGAAAAAUGGCAAGCUGCAUUUGUAUGGAGAGAUCUUGAUACAGACUUCCCAAGCUAGGUCGGAGGAUUUUAAAAGUCUCGCUCUACAUUUUGAAGGGGAGAAGAACUAUUUGUUGGCUGGGAAGUUCUACUUUCAUGCCGGGGAGUAUAAUAAGGCCAUGACUUAUUUGUUGAAAGCGGGCAGCUCGGACAGCGAUGAGAACGAGGCCAUCACGACAGCCAUAGACGCAGCUGCGGCUAGUGACGACGAGCGAUUGACUAGGAGGUUGAUAGAAUUCCUCUUGGGAGAGACAGAUGGCAAUCCUCGAGAUCCACGUCAUUUGUUCCGAUUGUACAUGGCGAAGAAACAGUUUAUGGAGGCCGCCAAAACUGCCGUCAUAAUAGCGGGCGCGGAAUGUUCUGCCGGGCGGUAUCGCGAAGCUCGGGACGUGGCGCGAGGACUGUGCGGAGCGCUGCGUGCGCGGGGAGUUCCCGUACCGAGGGAUCUCAUGAGAGCGACCGUUCUGCUGCAUUCAUAUAUACUGGUGCGAACUCACGUGAAGCGAGGGCGCCACGAUCUCGCAGCGAGGCUUUUGCUGCGCACGGCUGCUGAAGUCUCAUUUUUCCCGACGCAGCAACAUCAAGUGUCGAUCCUGACAUCGACGGUGAUCGAGUGCGGGCGCGCGGGCUUGCGCCACCAAGCCCACCAGUGGGCGCGCGCUCUAAUGCAGCCGGAGUACCGGGAGCAGAUCGAUCCCAAAUAUGUGAAGAAGAUCGAGUCUGUAGUGCGUCACCCGCCACGCGACAACGCGCCGUCUGAGCCCGCCACGCCGUGCCCGCAGUGCGGCGCGGACUUGCCCAUCGCCGAGCUCACUUGCGCCCGGUGUGAAGCCGACGUGCCCUUCUGUCUUGCUACGGGUCUGCACAUAGUCAAGGAUGAUUUAACGGCUUGCCCUGAGUGUGAUUUUCCCGCCAUUUUGUCUGAAUUCAAAGAAAUUCUACGCGAGAAAGGAAAAUGUCCGAUGUGCGGUGAAACCGUGGAUUAUCGAAGACUUAGCAAAGUAGAUGAUGUGACUUUAUAUUUGGACUUUAAGCCCAGCGAAUAAGGUGCAUUUUUAAAUGUCUUUAAGUGUAACCGAUGUGAUUACUAUCCGUCCUUCUACUGAUAAGAUCACUACUGUAAUUGCCUUAAUUUUAGUCUUAAUCUAUAAGGAAGUCGAGUUUAUCAGCUACUUAUGUUUGGCGAUAAGCAUAAGAAAUUUUCACGAGUUAGUAAUUUAUUUUACUAAAUAAAUGGAUA